Molecule: messenger RNA, 2932 nt
Organism: Aedes aegypti (yellow fever mosquito)
Lineage: Eukaryota; Metazoa; Arthropoda; Insecta; Diptera; Culicidae
Exons: 3
Coding region: 458-2719 (753 amino acids)
Source: RefSeq, a predicted model, not a curated record
UAACACUCGCGUCCAUCGCUCCGUCGACAAGUUUUGCGUUGUUGGUCAGUGUCGCAAAUGCGUUGCCGUUGCCCCGUGAGAUUAAUGAAGUGUUUGGUGUUUAAUUAACGAAAAAAGUAACUCCAAUUCGUUGAAUGAUAUCAAAAUUGUAAUAAGCUUCUUCUGUUACACCUUUUUGUUCGGGUUCGGUUCGUCUUAAUGUGAUUAGUGGAAACCCAACGGGGCGCAAAUGAAAAUUGUGAAUAAGACGUCGGAAAUUAAUACGGCUACGACCUUGGGGAAUUGUGGACAUCGCAGUGGUGCCAAGAUACUGUGAAAAGUGUUCCGGAAGUGGAUUAAUUAGCAUUGUGGAAACUGUAACAGCUGACGAACUGCGGGAGUUGAGAGGACUUUUUCGGUGCAACCUGAUGCAUGUGGAGAAGAAUGGUGCAGAGCAAAGUGGAGUGAGGCGAACGCUAUGGAUUUCAUAAAAAGUCUCCUACCGCCGCUCAGACUUCCCAAGCUGAAGAAGCUCAAGCAAUGGAACGGUUCGUCGAUUCUGAACCUGAGCCAGCUGACGCGACUUCCGUCCCGGACGCGUAACGUCGGAACCGUACCUUCGGUGGCCACUCCAUCGACGUCAUCUUCACGAUCUAAUUCGGCCGUGGCGUCGAUUUCCAACGGCACCAAAGGACACGCCAGGAAACGUUCGGACAUCUCGAUCAUUUCGGCGUCGGUUCCGAGUGCCGUUGGGAAUGGGAGCCUUGGGCUUUAUGCUUUGAAGUGCGACCGAAAUGCUGCCAAACGGGGGAUAUUGCUGAACUUACCGCGGAAGAUGGUGGCGGUGGUAGGUGGAGAAACUGUCAGUGGCAGUUGCUACCAGUCGGAGGAGAUGGUCCACGAGAAGUUCUCGCCAUGUAAGAAAGUGGUGGAGCCACCACCGAGGAGGAAGAGAAUGCGGAAGAAGUUGGAACAGCAACGACAGGAGACACAAGGGCAGUUGAAUGCACUACAGGCGAGGGGUGGAGAGGUUUAUUUAGGAGAUCAGUUGCUGCAGAGGAACCGCAGUGAGCUGUUCAGGAUUGUCGAACGAGGAUCGAACGAGAAUGUGAAUCAAGGAGUUGGGGAGAAGUUGGCACCGCCGACCGGGAGCUUGCAGAGGGGAUGGAAGACUCGAUCGGCGGACAACAUACUGACGUUGAAGAAACGGUAUCAGGAGGAAGUGGUGGAAAGUGACAGCGAUGUGGAACAGGUCCGUUCGUUGAAGGUGGUGCGAAAUCGGGUGUGGAAGGAGUCCAAAGGGUUGAAGUACAGUGAGAGUAUGGAGAGUGAUUCGGAGGAGACUGUGAAGCUGAAGAAGAACGUUCGAAGUCAAUUCAAGAAAGCCAGUGAGUUUUCGAUUGACAACAAUUCCGAUGAGAUCCAGGUCAGGUUUAAAAGGAAUGAGAGUACAGAAAGUGAGGGGGUACCGAAACCGGUGCCACUUCCGUUGCCGAACAGAGUGGUUGCUUUGCGACAAGAAGGAGCUAAGUCAGAGGUUAAGAUAAUACCCAAACUACCGGAAACUCCACCUCCAAAACCAGUUGAAAAAUUCGCGACUUCUCUGGACUUCGCCGACAAUUUCAAACCUCUGGCCUCAGUGCUUCAGGAAUCCAUCAAGAGUACCGAUUUGAAACGCAAGUGGAUUAAUGAUUUUCUCACGGAAAGUGACGAAGAACCUGCGAAUCCGAAACAAUCCGUAGUGAGCUUGAAGAAUCAGCAGUCAAACGAAUUCCUUUCGAAGAAGUUUGCAAUGAUCAACAAGUUUGAUAAGCAGCUAGAGGCACUGGAAACAGGAAAGAAGCUUAUGUCCAAUGAAUCCAACGACAGUGUUAAUCUUUUCCAAAAGACUAAUGCAGACUUCGAAGAAUUUGACAAACUGUUCAACGACGGUGAAUCCGAAGCACAGCUGCGGUCGUUCGACAGCAUCAAGAAGAACGUCGACAACGAGCAGAUAACCUACAUCAACCAAUUCAAGGCCGAUCAACUGCGCUUCUCCUCGUCUUCAAUGGACUCGGACGCCGCCAGAGUAGUACCGAUUCCACCACCUCUUCCACCACCAGUGGUUCCCAAACCAACGAACGGGGCCCUGCCGAAGAGUACGGUCAUGAUUCAGGAUUACUACGACAAGAAGUUGCAGCGCGUCCGGUACGUCUCGUCGCCAUCGCCGUCGCGAUGCUUCGACGAUGAUUCGUCCACCGAGGAGCAGACCGAAGCGGUCAACAAUAAUAUAGUGCUUCCUUUAAGUAUAAUCAAUCGUACUAUUGUAGAUAACCGUUUUACUACUGAGCAAGUGCCAACGAGUGCGACAGCAGUAACCGAAGGAACUCAUAGUGUUAACGAACCGAAUCAAAACAUCUACCCAGCUACCUAUAACCAACCAGCUAGUAACGACCAUAUCUCGUGUAAUCUCCACAAUAUCGACGACCCCAGUUAUGUCGGUCAUAAUCAAGCAGAUACUAGUGAUUCUACCAACAACCAUAGUCAUAAUGUUUUUAUCGUGGGUGAAACCUUUAAGCGAAGUCAGGAACCGACCGCGGUCAAGCGAUACGUCAACUACAAGUUCGAUGAUUAUUGUAAAAUCGAGCGGGAGAAGAAACUUGGAGAUCCACCAGCGGUCGCUAGGGUUCCAGCAAGGGUCUUCAAUCUCAGCAGCUUCCAAGACAGUUGCUACAUUGAGGAAGAUGUUGUCAUCAUAUGAAUGCGACCGCUUGGGAACCUGAGAAGUGCAGAUGUUAUAUGUAAGUGGCAGCAACUCUUAUAAGGCCAAGUAUAGUUGUUCACAGGUUGCUGCUACCGAAUGGCCAUGGAAUUCGAUGAAGGGUUGGAAACGAAUUGUUUGUAUAGCUAACACUGGUGUAACAUAUAGACGAGCUAUCAAGUUUUAAUAAUUAUAUAACUUAUUGAAGCAAAA